AUGGAAAACAAGGCAGCUAUCGAGAAAGACGAUCUCAAGCGCGACAUGAAAGAGCUCACAGCAGCAAACGAAGUCUUGUUGAAGAAUUUCGAUGACCUCCGAACCGAACGCGACGGUAUCUACGCAGAGUGGAAAAAAACAGGAGAAGCACUCCGCAACGUGCAAGCAAGUGCAUUCCGCUUCCAAGACCAACCGGAAUGGGCACCAGAUUCGGACGAAAGUAUCCGACACGAGCUCAAGAGCCUCGAAUCAAGCGCCCGUGCAUGGUGUAACGAGAACUGCAUCAAAGCGCUUUCCAUGCUGCGCAUGACACCCGACGCGCUGCUCAAUGAGUGGGGGCUAGUAAUGCGAUACGAUGAAAAGGUCUUCGCGAAGAACGAUCAACACCUGCCACAGCUCAUCCUAUUGGCUUUGCUCAUGGACUACAUAUAUGGGAACAUCUUUGCCAAGCCAUUCUGGUUUCUGCCGUGGAGGAUCAUGGGUGCGGAUGCCGAAGAGGGCGCCAAUAAGGUUCUUUGUCGAGGUCUACACGAGGGGCUUGCAGGGGUCCUGGAGGAGACCACCCAAGGCAAUAUGGAAGGCAGUCAUUCUUGGAGGUCUCAGUGGCUGAGAUUACUUGAUCCUAACCCCCGAGAUCAGCAAGAACGUCAUCUCCUCGAAGCGACCAAAACGCGCACGGAACUCGCUCGCAAGAAGGCAGCCGAAUGUCUUAUGGCCAAUUUCUUGGCAACUUCCGCUGCUUUUUUGAUUAAUGCGAAGCCUUUGGAUGUGCCCCGGCUGGCACCAUUACAGCUUAUUUUCAAUACAGCCGCACAGAUAUCCCAUAAGCUCUGGCUGCGCAAGAGCUACCUGGAGAUUCAGACAAUAAGGGGUCUUCCAAAGACGUAUUUGCAUACGAAUGAGAGACUGAAUUAUCAUUCCCUUCACAACGAGUUUCUGAGCGCCGAGGAGACGGGUCUAGAUGGCUACCCCAUUAUCGUUGUUACUCACCCUGCAGUGCUGGUUCAUGGGAACAGUGAUGGGUCUAACUACGGGGCGCCUCCUCGUAUCUGGAAAGAGGCUAGAGUGUGGAUGGGGUAG
Penicillium longicatenatum is the source of this 1080-nucleotide messenger RNA. RefSeq lists its product as uncharacterized. The record is from RefSeq and is a predicted model, not a curated record. Bases 1 to 1080 code for a protein of 359 amino acids. The transcript is spliced from 2 exons. NCBI's taxonomy places the organism in Eukaryota, Fungi, Ascomycota, Eurotiomycetes, Eurotiales, Aspergillaceae.